GCACUAGAGGAUUCCAGGGGGGCAGAAGGAGGGUCCCAGAUCCCCCCAGGGAAGGAGGAGUCUGUCCCCAAACAAGCUCUAGUUUCAACAAGUGAUUUCUCUCCACACAAGGACAAACACACUGAGGCAGCUAUUUAAAGAAAGAAUUACUUGAUUUACGUUUAUUUUUGGAAGUUUGAUUUUUUUGUAGGGCACUGAUUUCCCUUCAGGGAAUUCCACAGGAAACAAAAAAAUGGGGAAAGGGACGGGGCGGGAGUAUUCACCAGCUGCAACCAAUGCAGACAAUGGAGGGGGCAAGAGAAAGCAGAAAGACAAGGAGAUGGAUGAGCUUAAGAAGGAAGUCACCAUGGAAGAUCACAAACUGUCACUGGAUGAAAUUGCAAAGAAAUAUGGAACCGAUAUUGCAAAGGGUUUAACCAACACCCGUGCAGCAGAGGUACUGGCUCAGGAUGGACCUAAUGCACUCACUCCUCCUCCAACCACACCAGAAUGGGUGAAGUUUUGCCGUCAGUUGUUCGGUGGAUUUUCUAUUCUUCUAUGGAUUGGUGCCCUUCUAUGCUUUCUAGCCUAUAGCAUACAAAUUGCAAUGGAGGAUGAACCAAUCAAUGACAAUCUGUACCUUGGAGUGGUUCUAGCAGCAGUGGUCAUUGUCACCGGAUGCUUCUCAUAUUAUCAAGAAGCAAAAAGUUCCAAAAUAAUGGAUUCUUUCAAGAACAUGGUGCCUCAGCAAGCUCUUGUAAUUCGAGAAGGAGAGAAACUUCAAAUCAACGCAGAACAAGUGGUGGUUGGAGAUCUGGUUGAGGUUAAGGGUGGAGAUCGGGUUCCUGCAGAUGUCAGAAUAAUCUCAUCAAAUGGCUGCAAGGUGGACAAUUCAUCAUUAACUGGAGAGUCAGAACCACAAACUCGUUCCCCGGAAUUCACCCAUGAGAACCCUUUGGAGACAAGGAACAUCUCCUUCUUUUCCACAAACUGUGUUGAAGGCACUGCUCGGGGUGUUGUUAUAGCCACAGGAGACCGCACAGUGAUGGGACGAAUAGCCACGUUGGCUUCGGGUCUGGAAGUAGGCCGCACUCCCAUUGCCACAGAGAUUGAGCACUUUAUUCACAUUAUUACAGGAGUGGCUGUCUUCCUGGGAGUGUCAUUUUUCGUACUUUCCCUCAUUCUUGGUUACUCAUGGUUGGAAGCAGUUAUAUUUCUUAUUGGCAUUAUUGUAGCCAACGUGCCAGAGGGUCUCCUAGCCACAGUUACGGUGUGCUUAACAUUAACGGCAAAAAGAAUGGCCAAAAAAAACUGCUUAGUGAAAAAUCUGGAAGCUGUGGAGACCCUGGGUUCCACCUCUACUAUCUGCUCUGAUAAAACUGGGACUCUGACUCAAAACCGUAUGACUGUUGCUCACAUGUGGUUUGAUAACCAGAUCCAUGAGGCUGACACCACAGAGGACCAGUCAGGAGCAACAUUUGAUAAGCGAUCCCUAACCUGGACUGCUCUCUCCAGGGUGGCUGGCUUAUGUAACCGGGCUGUAUUCAAAGUAGGACAAGACAAAAUACCCAUCUCAAAAAGAGACACUGCUGGGGAUGCAUCUGAGUCUGCUUUGCUCAAAUGUAUUGAACUCUCAUGUGGAUCAGUAAGGAAGAUGAGAGACAGGAAUCCUAAAGUGGCAGAAAUCCCAUUCAAUUCUACAAAUAAGUACCAGCUGUCUAUUCAUGAGCGCGAGGAUAGCCCAGACAGUUACCUGCUGGUAAUGAAAGGAGCGCCUGAAAGGAUCCUCGAUCGGUGCUCCACCAUCUUGCUACAUGGCGAGGAGCAGGCACUGGAUGACGAGUUGAGAGACGCCUUUCAGAAUGCGUAUUUCGAACUAGGAGGACUGGGAGAAAGAGUUUUGGGAUUUUGCCACACUCAUCUUCCUCCUGAUAAGUUUCCACGCGGGUUUAAAUUUGACACGGAAGAGGAGAACUUUCCAAGCAGCAAUCUGUGUUUCAUUGGCCUCAUUUCAAUGAUUGAUCCGCCAAGGGCUGCCGUGCCAGAUGCUGUGGGAAAGUGCCGCAGUGCCGGGAUAAAGGUGAUAAUGGUAACAGGUGACCACCCUAUAACUGCUAAAGCCAUUGCCAAAGGUGUGGGAAUAAUUUCUGAGGGAAAUGAGACUGUGGAAGACAUUGCAGAUCGAUUGAAUAUUCCUGUCAAUCAAGUGAAUCCCAGAGAGGCUAAAGCGUGCGUAGUUCAUGGCUCUGAUCUCAAAGAUAUGACCGGGGAGCAGCUGGAUGAUCUUCUUAAGAAUCACACAGAAAUUGUAUUUGCUCGGACUUCCCCACAGCAGAAGCUGAUUAUUGUAGAGGGCUGUCAAAGACAGGGAGCCAUUGUAGCAGUGACAGGAGAUGGUGUGAAUGAUUCACCUGCUCUGAAGAAGGCGGAUAUUGGGGUUGCUAUGGGUAUCGCUGGAUCAGAUGUCUCCAAGCAGGCUGCAGAUAUGAUUCUACUGGAUGAUAACUUUGCCUCUAUUGUGACGGGUGUGGAAGAAGGUCGGCUUAUUUUUGACAACUUGAAGAAGUCCAUCGCCUACACAUUGACCAGCAACAUCCCAGAGAUAACCCCAUUUUUAUUCUUUAUUAUUGCAAACAUACCUCUGCCCUUGGGUACUGUUACUAUCCUGUGUAUUGAUCUGGGCACAGACAUGGUUCCUGCAAUCUCUCUGGCCUAUGAGGCUGCUGAGAGUGAUAUAAUGAAGAGACAGCCAAGAAACCCAAGGACAGAUAAGCUGGUGAAUGAACGGCUCAUCAGUAUGGCAUAUGGACAAAUAGGUAUGAUACAGGCACUUGGGGGGUUCUUUACAUACUUUGUAAUCCUGGCAGAGAAUGGUUUUCUGCCAUCAAGAUUGCUUGGGAUACGUUUGGACUGGGAUGAUCGGUCAACAAAUGAUGUAGAAGACAGUUAUGGACAGGAGUGGACCUAUGAACAGCGUAAAGUGGUGGAGUUCACCUGUCACACUGCUUUCUUCGCCAGCAUUGUGGUUGUACAGUGGGCUGAUCUUAUCAUCUGUAAAACUAGACGCAACUCUGUGUUCCAGCAAGGCAUGAAGAACAAGAUUCUGAUUUUCGGACUGCUUGAAGAGACUGCACUGGCAGCCUUCCUCUCAUACUGCCCUGGAAUGGAUGUUGCUCUCCGCAUGUAUCCCCUAAAGGUUACAUGGUGGUUCUGUGCCUUUCCCUACAGUCUUCUAAUCUUUGUCUAUGAUGAAGUAAGGAAACUGAUCCUACGCCGUGAUCCAGGAGGAUGGGUGGAGAAGGAAUCGUACUAUUGAAGAACAGAUGUCUGGUGGAUUCCAACUGGAGUAGAUAAAGCAAAUGUCUUGGGGAUGUCUGCAUUUUUAGGGUUUCUUGAAACCUAACUGACCCUUAGAAAAGACACACAUAGUCCACAUGCUCAACAUCAACUUAGAUUAUGCUGUAUCUCUUUAGGAAGAGACGUUUAAUAAUUAAAGCAAACUGCCAUAUAAACCAACUUCUUAAUGAUGGAAUCUCCUUAUGUAUUUGUAUCAGAUUUUACCAUAAAAUUGGGACAUUUUAAUAUAAAUUUAGGUGCCAACUUUUAAAUAUCAUUGUUAGUGUUAUCUUUUCUAUCUUUUUACAGAGACUAUAACAUUUUUGUGUAUCCAGAUAGUAAAUAGACUUGAUAGAUUGCAAAGGACAGUGGACAAGAAAAUAUACAUAUAGCAGUUAAAUAUUCCAAUUGGCUAUUAAAUCUCAAUAAUUAGCAUUGAAAUUUUUUUAUUAAACUCAUUUCCAAAUCAGCAGGUUUGAUAGUGUAUGUGUGAUCAAUUUAGUACAUCACAAUUGGUGCAAGUAACCAAGAAAGUAUUACUAUCAAGAUUAUUUCUAUGCUGCCAUCGGUGUAAUAAACUAUACACAUAUGUGUACCAUAUGUUUAAACGAAGACCUUUCAUCAAUGCUAUAAAAGCUUUUAAGACUAA
Molecule: messenger RNA, 3964 nt
Organism: Bombina bombina (fire-bellied toad)
Lineage: Eukaryota; Metazoa; Chordata; Amphibia; Anura; Bombinatoridae
Product: sodium/potassium-transporting ATPase subunit alpha-2
Exons: 23
Coding region: 233-3295 (1020 amino acids)
Biological process (GO): sodium ion export across plasma membrane; potassium ion import across plasma membrane; intracellular sodium ion homeostasis
Cellular component (GO): membrane
Molecular function (GO): P-type sodium:potassium-exchanging transporter activity; ATP binding; ATP hydrolysis activity
Source: RefSeq, a predicted model, not a curated record